Molecule: messenger RNA, 1151 nt
Organism: Castor canadensis (American beaver)
Lineage: Eukaryota; Metazoa; Chordata; Mammalia; Rodentia; Castoridae
Gene: Tbcb
Product: tubulin folding cofactor B
Biological process (GO): cytoplasmic microtubule organization; post-chaperonin tubulin folding pathway; tubulin complex assembly
Cellular component (GO): cell cortex; microtubule plus-end; nucleus
Molecular function (GO): microtubule plus-end binding; alpha-tubulin binding
Source: RefSeq, a predicted model, not a curated record
GGCGGGGCUUACAGCCCAGAAGCGGCGGCGGCGGCUCGCGGAGCCGGUGUGAGGCGGCUGAACCGGGCUGCGGGCCACGACAGGGCGCGGCGAGAUGGAGGUGACGGGAAUCUCGGCGCCCACAGUGAACCUUUUCAUCAGCAGCUCCCUCAACAGCUUCCGCUCUGAGAAGCGGUACAGUCGUAACCUCACCAUCGCCGAAUUCAAGUGUAAACUGGAGCUGGUGGUGGGCAGCCCUGCUUCCUGCAUGGAACUGGAGCUGUACGGAGCUGAUGACAAGUUCUACAGCAAGUUAGAUCAGGAGGCUGCACUGCUGGGCUCCUAUCCCGUAGAUGAUGGCUGCCGUAUCCAUGUCAUUGACCACAGCGGUGCCCGCCUUGGGGAGUAUGAGGAUGUGUCCAAAGUGGAGAAAUACGAGCUCUCACAAGAAGCCUACGACCAGAGACAGGGCACAGUCCGCUCCUUCCUGAAGCGCAGCAAGCUAGGCCCGUACAAUGAAGAGCAACGGGCACAACAAGAGGCCGAGGCCGCCCAGCGCCUUCACGAGGAAAAGGCCCAAGCCAGUGCCAUCCCUGUGGGCAGCCGCUGUGAGGUGCGGGCACCGGGGCAGUCCCCUCGCCGGGGCACUGUCAUGUAUGUAGGACUCACAGAUUUCAAGCCUGGCUACUGGAUUGGCGUCCGCUAUGAUGAACCAUUAGGGAAAAAUGACGGCAGUGUGAAUGGGAAACGCUACUUCGAAUGCCAACCCAAGUACGGUGCCUUCGUAAAACCAUCACUUGUGACAGUAGGAGAUUUCCCAGAAGAAGACUAUGGGUUGGACGAGAUGUGACACCCAAGGAAGGGCAUCUCCCUGCUCCAGCUCCUGACUCGGCCACUUGUUGCCCACCCCUGUGCGUAUACCCAUGGCUGUUUUUCCCUGACCCCAUUGUAAUUUUAUUCACCUUUCACCUGCCAUUGAUUUUUCAGACUUACACAUUAAAUUCAUCAGAAACUGAGGAAGUACAUGGAGGACUCUGAUUUGGGGAGGGGAAGCUGGGGAAAUGAGGGAAGCGAGGGUCCUUGGCAAAGUAAAAGUAGUGGUAGCUGGAAGCUAUGAGAUUGUUCUUUGUCCUUUGCUACUUUGUUCUGCUGCUGUAACACAUAGGGCCAAA